Harmonia axyridis is the source of this 2201-nucleotide messenger RNA. It is a transcript of the gene ple, whose product is annotated as tyrosine 3-monooxygenase. Gene Ontology annotation, cellular component: perikaryon; axon; cytoplasm. The transcript has 7 exons. The record is from RefSeq and is a predicted model, not a curated record. The coding region runs from base 215 to 1822 and encodes 535 amino acids. Gene Ontology annotation, biological process: dopamine biosynthetic process from tyrosine. Gene Ontology annotation, molecular function: iron ion binding; tyrosine 3-monooxygenase activity. Lineage: Eukaryota; Metazoa; Arthropoda; Insecta; Coleoptera; Coccinellidae.
GAGAGCAUCAUCUAUCAUUCUUUGGUUUGCUAAAAACUCGCAAACAGCGUGUUAGAACCUGUUGACAAACGGUUAUUGAUAAUCGUGGUCAACUUAACGGUCUCCGAAGACGCUUUCAGUAGUCAGCAGUGGAAACCAUAGUGAUUUCAGGCUGAAUUUCUCACAGAUCCAUCUUUUGCGAGUAGCACCCCCUGUUGAAGUCUCCAGCUCAAAAAUGGCCGUAGUCGCAGCAGCUCAGAAGAACAGAGAGAUGUUCGCCAUCAAGAAAUCUUACAGCAUCGAGAACGGUUAUCCGGCAAGAAGACGUUCUUUAGUCGACGAUGCAAGAUUCGAGACUCUGGUGGUUAAGCAAACCAAACAGACGGUGUUGGACGAAGCCAGGCUCAGAUCUAAUGAUUCUAGUAUGGAGCCUGAAGUUCAACACGAAGACAUUCCAACCAAAGAAGAAACAACACAAGCGAUAAAAGACGAUUCUGGACUUACAGAAGAAGAAGUGUUCCUUCAGAAUGCUCUCAGCGAGAAUCCUGAAUCUGAAAAUUACCCGCAAAAGUCCAUCUUGGUCCUACGUUUGAAAGAAGGAAUGAGCUCACUCGGCCGUAUCCUCAAGACAGUCGAGAAGUUCAAUGGCUCUGUUUGUCACUUGGAAACCCGCCCUAACAAGAACGAGGGUGCUCAGCUGGAUGCCCUGAUCAAAAUCGAGAUGUCCAGGGUUAACUUGCUCCAAAUCUUGAAGUCUCUCCGUCAGUCUUCUGUUCUGGAGCAUUGCACCUUGGUCGGUGACGAUAACAUCACAUCAAAGACACCAUGGUUUCCAAGACACGCCAGUGAACUAGACAAUUGCAACCAUCUGAUGACCAAGUAUGAACCAGAUUUGGAUAUGAACCAUCCAGGAUUUGCCGACAAGGAGUACCGUGAACGCAGAAAGGAAAUUGCUGAGAUUGCUUUCUCCUUCAAAUACGGUGAUCCAAUUCCAUACAUCGAAUACGUACCCACAGAAAUCAAAACUUGGAAUUCCGUAUUCAACACAGUGCAGGAACUGAUGCAAAAACACGCUUGCGUCGAGUACCGUCGAGUUUUCAAAAAACUGAUGGACGAAGGCAUCUUUGCUCCUGACAAGAUUCCACAACUUCAGGAAAUGUCCGAUUUCAUGUGUCGCAACACUGGAUUCACCCUUAGACCUGCUGCUGGACUACUCACAGCCAGGGAUUUCUUGGCUUCUCUCGCUUUCAGAAUUUUCCAAAGCACACAAUACGUCAGACACGUUAACUCACCUUACCACACACCAGAACCAGAUUGCAUUCACGAACUCCUGGGACACAUGCCACUCUUGGCUGAUCCAAGCUUCGCACAGUUCUCCCAAGAGAUCGGUCUAGCCUCCCUUGGAGCUUCAGAUAAAGAAAUCGAGAAAUUGUCUACGGUAUACUGGUUCACAGUAGAAUUCGGUCUUUGCAAGGAGAACGGCAACGUUAAGGCUUACGGUGCCGGCCUCUUGAGUGCAUACGGCGAACUUCUACACGCCCUCAGCGACAAACCAGAACUGAGACCAUUUGAACCAGCAGCCACAGCAGUGCAACCCUACCAGGACCAAGAAUACCAACCGAUCUACUACGUGGCUGAAAGCUUCGAUGACAUGAAAGACAAGUUCAGGCGCUGGGUAUCAACAAUGUCCAGACCAUUUGAAGUUAGACUGAACGCCUACACAGGAAGAGUGGAAGUCUUGGACUCAGUGGACAAACUUGAGUCUCUCGUCCACCAGCUCAACACGGAGGUACUUCAUUUAUCCAACGCUUUGAACAGAUUGAAGGCGCCAUCACUUCAGUGAAUUGAUCUGUACAAAGAAACGGAUGCAAGUAGUUAAUGUGAGAUCGCAUCAUCAAUGUUAUAAUCUUUAUAAUUAGUAUCUCUAGAGAAUUGAAGACGUGACCCUUUAUAAAAGUAGCGUCCAACGACGUAUCAAGAGAUAUAUUUAGAGAAGAAAUAAAAUAUGAAUAUUAUCACAUUGUUGUAUCCAAAUGCACUUGAAACUGUGUUGUUUUCUUCGAUGCGAAGAGCAAUUAGCGCAGUAUAUUAUUUAUUAUGAGGAUAGUUUGCACGUUAUUGAUGUAUAUAGUGAGAACUAUAUGUUUGUAACUUAAUAUCUUGCAAUGAAACUGCGAUUAUAAUUUAUUAGCCUAUUUAACCAAUAAAGUUUAUUCUGAAGA